AGUAACAUCCAAAUGUUUUCACUAAAAAAGAAAAUGAAAAAGAAAGACGACUAGCCGAGCUCCCAAUCCCCAAAUGUAAGGUUUUAUCGCCAUCAUCUCUUCUUCAGAUUGAGACUCCUCUCCGAAACCAGACUUUCAGACGCAGGUCUCACCGUCGCAGCAGUCCUACUCCGGCAGUGGGCGGACAUCAAUCUCGAAUCUCCUCUCCUAUUUUUCCGCCUUAGAUCGCAGGUCGUCUUCUCCGACCGUCCGGCUCCGGCUUUGUUCAGCAGUACAGCACCGCCGCAAUCCCUCAGGAACGGUGGCAGCAUCGCAGUAGCGACGGUGACGUCAAGAAUUGUAUACAAAAACACUCUUUUCGAGUAACGAUGGCUUUUAAAUCAAUAGAAGAGUGGAGUGUGUGAACCGAAGGGAGCUCGUGGAAGCUAAGUUUGACUCAGGUGGAUAGAAAUCGAUGACGCCAAAAGCUGCCAUGGCUGUGGGAGGAUAGAAAAGGUCAGGUCGGGACUCGGGGGCAUGAUCAAGUCUAGUAGUGACUGAAUAUGGAAAUGGCAGCAGUUUACAGCCUCUAUAUUAUCAACAAAUCAGGAGGCCUUAUUUUCUAUAAGGAUUAUGGUUCAGCUGGAAGAAUGGACACCAAUGAUAGUUUGAGGUUGGCAAGUCUUUGGCAUUCGAUGCAUGCCAUUUCUCAGCAACUUUCUCCUGUCAAUGGUUGCUCGGGCAUUGAACUCCUUCAAGCAGAUACCUUUGAUCUUCACUGCUUCCAAUCUCUUACUGGGACAAAGUUUUUCGUGGUGUGUGAGCCUGGAACAGUGCACAUGGAGCCUCUCUUGAAACAUAUAUAUGAAUUGUACACCGAUUAUGUCUUGAAGAAUCCUUUCUAUGAAAUGGAGAUGCCGAUUCGGUGUGAGCUCUUUGACAUCAACUUGGCACUUGCUGUGCAGAAGGAUCGAGUCGCAUUACUGGGAAGAUGAAUGAAUCGGACUGCCUUUUCCUUGAUGCUACUACCAAAGGUUUGUUUGACUACUUAUUUCGCACGCCUGCGUGACAAGAAUACCCUUUUGACAUUUGGGAAAUGAGGGCAAUUGACAUCUCAUAGACUCCUACGGAUACACCCAACUGAAGUCUGUUUUUAUUGGUUUUCAUAUAUAAAGCAUUCAGGUCUCUUCUUAUAACAAAGUCCUCUUUUUCCUUCUUUUUUUGUUUUUCAAUAUCUUUUUCCUCAUUGGGAAGUUGGCGUGGUUGGGCUUUGAAACGAGUUGAUUUGACGAAAUGGAUUGAAGUCCUCUUUUGAAACACUUGUUUCUUUUGGCACACACUACAUCAUUACACUAUUUUAUAGAAAGUAUUGCAAUGUGUGAGAUUGUCUUGUGGGUUCUUGGGAACAAUAAUGCCAUAUAACACCAUGUU
Cuscuta campestris is the source of this 1410-nucleotide messenger RNA. The record is from the annotation of a GenBank genome assembly. Lineage: Eukaryota; Viridiplantae; Streptophyta; Magnoliopsida; Solanales; Convolvulaceae.